CUGCAACAUCUUCCACUCUUUACAUUCAACGACUAGCAACAACGACAUUGACACACCGUGCACCUCUGCGGACGAGCCACUAGGGCCCCACAUCGACACCACCGCCCCCACCUUCCCUCCCUCCCCACAACGACCACAACAACAACAGACACAACCGCAGUAGCAGCUCGAUGACGGGGGACGACGGGCCUUGGACGCGGCGGGCACAGGGUGCGGACGCGUGGCUGGCUCGUGAGUGCAACAAGAUUGUUGUGUCGGCCACCACGGCAUCCCUCGUCUCGACCUUCUGCGGCUUCCCCCUCGACUCGCUCAAGUCGCGCCUGCAGAGCUCGCGCGAGAACCUCACCAUCCCCCGGAUGGCCGCCGAGGUCAUCAGGGAGGAGGGAAUAGGAGGAUUAUGGCGCGGCUUCCCGCUUCCCCUCAUCACCAUCUCGAUCGUCCGCACCAUCUCGUUCACAAUCUACACGUCGACAAAACGUAUCAUUAAUUCACGGCCGGGCGACCCGGAGCCCAAGCGCCCCUGGCUAGACCUGCACCUCGGCUUCCUGAACAAGGACACGGCACUGGAUGUCGGCGCGACUAGCUUCCUCGCCGGCGCGGCGUCAGGCGCCGUGGUGUGUAUCGGCAGUGCACCAUUCGAGCUCGUCAAGGUGCGACGACAGCUCGAGUACCAGAUCUACCGCGAUAGCCACCCCGGCGCAUUCAGCCCAACGGCCGACGCCGCGGCCGGCUUGCGGCCCGUCCCGUCUGGCGCUGGCGCCGGGAGGCCGGUGGACGCCAGGUUGCCACAGCCACGAACACCCUUCGUCCCACCCACAACAAUACAGGCCGUGCGCAUGAUCGUCAACAAGAUGGGCCCGCUCGGACUGUGGACCGGGUUCCGGCUGCACUUUGUGCGCGAUACGCUGGGCACGGCGCUCUACUUCGCAGAGUACGACGUCAUGCGGUUCUGGCUCGGCCGACGCGUGUCCGACCCCGCGUCGAUGUCGGCGGCAGAGGACCGAUUGAGCGGAGGGCAGGGCGACCUGCCAGACUGGGCAAAGGGGUGGCUGCCGAAACAGCUCGUGCCGUUCCUCUGCGGUUCGCUCGCGGGCGUGACCUCCUGGGCUAUCAUCUACCCCGUGGACGCGAUGAAGACCAAGGCCCAGCAGCGGGCGCUUAGUGGCUUGAAGCCGCGAACGCCGCUCGUCCAGUUCCUCCGCCUCGUCCGCGGUACCGAGGGGCGGCCAAAGCCGCUCCUCACUGGCAUUGCGAGAUUGUACAGAGGCCUUGGCGUGUCCAUGAUUCGCUCGAUGCUGACCCACGGCCUCCUGUGGACCCUCGUCGACUGGACCAGCGCCUGGAUCGACACCAAGCCCGUCGAGCGGCUCGUCAAGCUGGCAUGAGUUGCCCACAGCCCCAUCUUGGACCCAUCAUCGACCUAAUCUUGCAGCUCCCUAAACUUGCAUUUAUCACGCGCGGCCCUGCCAGCGCUGUAGCAUUACGCACACAUUCUCCACGAUCCCGUUCUCGUCACUGUUGUCCGUCCUCAUCCGGGCACCACCGCUAGCAAUGUCAAACAAACCAUGCAUUAUGCUUUCAGAACAAGACGGCGGGAGGGGCGGAGCAGGGGGGUGAGAGACAACAGACGGCCUCGUCUAGUCUAGAGGCCGCCGCCGCGCACUCCAAUGAUGGGGUCUAAUAUGCAGGGUAUCUGCGCCGAGCUGGGGCUCUGCGCCGACGGCUAGAUGGGGCAGCUGGCUGCUUACAUAGGGUGCGCGCGCGCACUCUCGUCGGCCCACUCUUUCGUGCUCAUCUGCGUCAGUCGGCUGACACAGCGCGCGAACGCGAACAGCUCCUCGUCACUGGAGAAGAGCGACGACGAGGUCAUGAUGUCGGGGUUGAUGCCCAGCUCCUCCAUGACGUGCUUCAUCUGCUCGGCGUCGACGGUCGAUCCGCCCUCGUCGCUGAAGAUGGUGUAGAUGGGCUUUGCUGACGAGAUGAACAGUUUGGUCUGUUCUCGUAGCACGCUGAGUGGGUUAGCAAAGUGAACAGACGCGUACCCACCAUCGAUGAAAGUAAUGAAC
Messenger RNA from Vanrija pseudolonga, 2066 nucleotides. It is a transcript of the gene SPBC29A3.11c, whose product is annotated as putative mitochondrial carrierc. Gene Ontology annotation, cellular component: mitochondrial envelope. The transcript is spliced from 10 exons. NCBI's taxonomy places the organism in Eukaryota, Fungi, Basidiomycota, Tremellomycetes, Trichosporonales, Trichosporonaceae. The record is from RefSeq and is a predicted model, not a curated record. The coding region runs from base 171 to 1385 and encodes 404 amino acids. Gene Ontology annotation, molecular function: O-acyl-L-carnitine transmembrane transporter activity. Gene Ontology annotation, biological process: carnitine transmembrane transport; mitochondrial transport.